AUUCUUUUUAUUUCCAUUUUUUAUACCUUGUUGGUAGUAAACUUCAUGUUCAAAAGGGCAACACAGCAAUACUACCAUUUCAAUUUGACUUUGACAUUUGAAAUCACGGGCUUUCGUUCGUCCUUUCGUUUGUAGUUUCGUGAUAAUCGUAGUAUUAAUUAAAGCAGAAUAAUGACGACUCCUAAAUCUGAAAAAGACUUGCAUUUACCGCUAUCCAGAGUUAAAACUAUAAUGAAAAGUUCACCGGACGUCGAAGCUGUUGGGGCUGAACCGUUGUAUUUAGUUACCAAAGUUACUGAGCUAUUUGUAACAGAUUUGGCGAAACGGGCUUUCAAAAACAGUAAAAACACUUUCUUGGAAUAUAAGCACAUAGCCGAGGUUGUGCAGGAAGAUGAUACAUUAGACUUUCUACGUGAAAUAAUGCCUAGGAAGAUCACUGUGAGGCAGUUCAAAGAAAUGAUGGCUAAAAAAGCAGCAAAGAGUGGAAACUCUGAUGACUCUAGCGAGGAAUCAAGUGAAGAGGAGAGUAGUGAAGAAACUUCUAGUAACAAUGAACAAGACUGA
Messenger RNA from Spodoptera exigua (beet armyworm), 564 nucleotides. The record is from the annotation of a GenBank genome assembly. NCBI's taxonomy places the organism in Eukaryota, Metazoa, Arthropoda, Insecta, Lepidoptera, Noctuidae.